AUGAAAGAUUAUUUAAACUUUUCACAUUUUAAACUUAUAUAUCAAAUGAGUUAUAGAAAACCAAAUAACUUAAAGAAAACAUUACAAGAAGAAUUAAAUUUAUUGAGAAAUAAUCGUCGAAAUACAAGACAAAAAGAAAGAAGAAUACAACAAAUAGAAGAAGAAAUAAGAGAAAUAGAAGAAAAGAAAGAAGAAAAUAUCUUUCAUGAACAUACAUCAGAAGUUGAAAGAGAAAGAAACAAGAGAGAAGAAAGAGCAGAGAGAAGAAGAGCAGAAAGAAAAGAAGAAAGAAAAGAAAGAAAUAAACAAGAAGAAGAAAAUGAAAAUAUUAAAGAAAAAACAGCACUAAUAACAAUUAAUGAUAGAAUUAACAAUAUUAAUAAAAGAAAUCUAUUUCAUGAAAAUUCCAGUGAUGAAGAAUAUCAAAGAUCUAAAAGAGAAGAAAGAGCAAGAGAAAGAAAAGAAAAAAGAGAAAAAUUAUUAAAUAGAAACCGACAUAUUGAAGAAGAACAAGAAGAAGUUAAUCAGAAUGAACAAGAAAUUAAUCAAAAUGGAAAUUCUAAUGAUACAUCAAAUGAUGAAUUUCCAGAAAUAAUUCAAAAUGAAGAUAUUGAAAAUAUUCCAACACCACAAGAACAAGAAAUACUUCAAACGAUCGAAAGAAAUCCAAAAAGGUCUUAUGAAUUUUAUAAAUCAAAAUUAUUACAAAGCAAUGAAUAUUAUGAAAAAAAUGAAUGGGAAAAUAUCGUUAAAGAAACAAAAAGAGCAGUAAAAAUAUUAGAGGAAAAUAAACAACCAUCACAAGUUAUAAUACAUUUUGGAAAUGGACGUGUUAUAAUUAAACGACCAUUUAUGAUAAAUAUGGAAAAUGUUAAUAUUGAAGAAUUUAUAGGAAAGUUAAUUAAUUAUGAUGAAGAUAUUAGUGAAUUUUGGAAACGAUAUGAUGAUGAGGACAAUCCACCAAUCCCACCAGGAUUACUUGUAAGACAAAUUAUUGUAAAAAAGUUAGGAGAAGUAGAAAGAAAAAGAAUUGAAGGAGGAUUUUUUGGAUAUUAUUUAAAAGAAGAGUGGGAAUGUAUAGCAUCAAUAUUUGAAAAAUACCAAAUUUAUACAAAAAAUACUAUUCGUCUUAGCGAAAAUUGUUUUGUUAAUUGUUUAAAAGAAUCAGGAGUAAUUGAUGAUAUAAGUCUUGAAACAAUUAGAAGUAUGAUAAAAGGACAAACAAUUAGCAAAAAGAACAUUAAAAAGAUAUGUGAAAAGUAUGGAUUUAGAGUUGAAUUAAAAUAUUAUAGAGAUAAAGAAGAAAAAGUUAUUAAAAAAGAAAUAAUUGGAACAGAAGGAAAUAUAAUUCGUAUGUUUUUAUUUAGAUGGAAGAAUGGACAACAUUAUAUUAAUAAUGAGAAAAUACCAUUAACAACAUUUUUCAUUAAAAAUUUUAAAGAAAUAAAGAAAUAUUGUGAAGAAAAUAAUAAAAACAUUAACAAAUAUUAUUUGACAUAUAGAAAAAGAAAUGGAUGUUACGAAACAUUAUUACAAAGACAACUAAAAGCAUUUAGAGCAAUACAAAUAUUAAAAGAAGAAGGAGCAUUUGAAGAAAUUAGUAAAGAAGAUAUUAUAACACAACACCUUUAUGAUGCUGAUAAACUUCAAGUUAAACUUACAGAAAUUACACCAUAUGAAUACAAAAUAUGUGAAAGUAAAGAAAUAAGAGAAAUGGAAUAUGAGAAUGUAUUUUAUGCAGAUUUUGAAUGUAUGGUAAAAGGAGAACAUCAUAUUCCAUUUUGUGUUGUUGUAAUUGAUAAGAAAGGAGUAUGGAAUACAUUUUAUGGACUAAAUUGUGGAAAAGAAUUUAUAGAAUAUUUAUCUAAUUUUAAAAAUCCAAUAUGUUAUUUUCAUAAUCUCGGAUAUGAUGGGAGAUUCUUGGCACAAUAUGGAAUAAUUGGGAUUACUAGAAAAGGGUCUAAUAUUUAUAAUAUGGUUAUAAAAACACAUAAAGGAAAGAAAAUAAUAUUCAAAGAUACAUUAGGACUUAUUCCAACUUCAAUAUCAAAUUUUAAAAGAUUCUUUAAUUUAGAAGGAGAAUAUGAAAAAGAAAUAUUUCCAUAUAAUUAUUAUGAUUAUAAUACAUUAGAAGUAGGAACAAUAGAAGGAUGCUGGAAUAAUGAAACACCAAAAUGGGAAGAAAGUAAAAUAAAAGAAUUUAAAGAGAAGAUAAAUAAAACAGGAUGUUUAUUAGAUAAUGGGAAAUUUAAUACAAGAAAAUAUUGUGAAUAUUAUUGUAAAAGAGAUGUUGAGGUAUUAAGAAAGGGAUUUAUGAAAUUUAAAGAAAUGACUAAGAAGAAUUUGGAAUUAGAAUGUGAAGCAUUUUCUACAAUUAGUGCAUUAUCAUAUUAUUAUUUCAAAACAAAAUGUUUUAAUGAUGGAAGGAUUUUUGAAUAUAGUGGAUGUUUAAGAGAUUUUAUAAGACAAGCAAUUAUAGGAGGAAGAAAUAUGACAAAUCAAAAUCUUAAAUGGAAAGUUAAAGAAGACAUAGUAGAUUUUGAUGCAUGUUCACUAUAUCCAUCAGCAAUGAAAAGAUUAUUAAUUCCUACUGGUUAUCCUAAAAUGAUUACACAAUCCAUUCAAUUCAUAUUUGAACAUUUAAUGGAUGAACAACAAAUGAUACCAACCAAUGAUAAAUUCAUAUCAUAUUUUGUAGUUCGUAUAAAGAUUAAUAAAGUAGGAAAAAUAAGAAAGAUGCCUAUAAUAGUUAAAAAAGUAAAAGGAAUUAAUGAAUAUGUAAAUGAAUGUCUGGAAAUGGUAGUUGAUUCUAUUUAUUUAGAAGAUUUAAUAAAAUAUCAAGAAAUAGAAUAUGAAGUAAAAGAAGGAAUAUAUUGGGAAGGAGAGAAAACCGAUUUAUUAAGUAAAGAAAUCGAAAAUAUAUACAAUAUAAGAGCUAAUAUGAAGAAAGAAAAGGAUCCAAAUGAAAUUAUAUAUAAAUUAGUAAUGAAUAGUUCAUAUGGUAAAACUAUUCAAAAACCAAUAUUAAAAGAAACAAAAUUCUUUAGAUCACAGAAGAAAUUUGAAACAUAUUGGGUUAGAAAUUAUACUGAUGUUCUUUAUGGAGAACCAUUAUUUGGUUCAGAAAUAUGGAUUAUGGAAAUUAAAAAACAAAUAGAUGAUUUCUAUGUUCCUGACAUUAUAGGAGCACUCAUUCUAUCAAUGUCUAAAAGAAUUAUGAAUGAAUUAAUCUAUUUAUGUGAAGAUAAUAACAUAUUAGUGUAUUAUCAAGACACUGAUUCUAUUCAUAUUAGGAAAAGAGAAUUAAAAUUAUUAGAAGAAAUUUAUUAUAAUAAAUAUCAUAGAAUAUUAGUAGGUACUCAAAUGGGACAAUUUCAUUCUGACUUUCCUAAAGUAAAAGGAAAAGAUAGUUGGGCUAAAGAAUCAAUCUUCUUAGGAAAGAAAGCAUAUUUAGAUAUUCUUACGAAUGAAGAUGGAGUUGAAGAAUAUUUAAUAAGAAUGAAAGGAAUACCAGCAAGUGUUAUACGAGGAGAGGCUAAAGAAAAAUUUGAAGGAGAUGUUAAAGCACUUUAUGAAUAUUUAUAUGAAGGAGGAGCACUUAGUUGUGAUCUUUCAAAAUAUGGACCUCAUUUUAUCAUUGAAAGAGAUUUUAAAGUCUCUACAAAUGAAAACUUUAAAAGAACAAUUAAAUUUUAA
Molecule: messenger RNA, 3696 nt
Organism: Entamoeba histolytica HM-1:IMSS
Lineage: Eukaryota; Evosea; Mastigamoebida; Endamoebidae
Product: DNA polymerase, putative
Exons: 1
Coding region: 1-3696 (1231 amino acids)
Biological process (GO): DNA replication
Molecular function (GO): DNA-directed DNA polymerase activity; DNA binding; nucleotide binding
Source: RefSeq, a predicted model, not a curated record